Neocloeon triangulifer is the source of this 2447-nucleotide messenger RNA. RefSeq names its product protein fork head (gene fkh). Bases 617 to 1930 code for a protein of 437 amino acids. The record is from RefSeq and is a predicted model, not a curated record. The transcript is spliced from 2 exons. Gene Ontology annotation, molecular function: RNA polymerase II cis-regulatory region sequence-specific DNA binding; protein domain specific binding; transcription factor binding. Gene Ontology annotation, biological process: anatomical structure morphogenesis; regulation of transcription by RNA polymerase II; cell differentiation. Lineage: Eukaryota; Metazoa; Arthropoda; Insecta; Ephemeroptera; Baetidae.
GGGGGUAGCAGAAGCAGAGAGAGCAUCGGCCGCGGUGCAUUGACAACAUUCGUUCGCACAGCCAGGGUGGAAAGCAGCAUCCGUCUACUGCAAGGAAGGCAAGGGGUGCAGACGUCGCGGCUGCCGUGCGUGCCGAGGGCGGAGCGAGCGCGAGGAACGAUUGGCGUCGCCAUAGCGACCGGAGGCGGAGUCGACGGCUCGACGGACAUGGACGCAGGCGUGCUGAUACACGCUCAGUUUGCUCAUCUCCUCUUAGCUAAAUAGCCGAAGAGCGCACCGGCAGCUGCAGCCCAGCCAGGCCCCCUUUGGUCAACAUAGCAGGGCGCACCACGUGAUCCAGUACGUUUUUGUGUGUACCGACCGCCGCCGCCGCCGACGAUGACCAUUAGCGAGGAGUGAAGUGCAAUGUGUGCUUAAUAGCAGAGCGGUAAACUUUCCCAACGUUCUUUCUUCGGUGUACACACGGACAGACCGAGAGUGACUAUAGCUGGACCCAGUGUGUGCGGUGUGUGUACUGAGGACUGUUUGUUUUUCCAAUCAGUCCGGGCGCGCGCUCUCUUAACAUUUUCCGCACCAAAACCUGUUGAAUUUGUUGGCAGAAUGAUCAGCGGCUAGCAUGCUGUCCUCGCAGAAGUUGUAUCCGGACGCGACGGCGCCCUCCUCCAGCAUGACCAACUCGUCCAUGACGCCCACCUACAGUUCGAUGAACUCGUCCAGCAUGUCGUGCGUGCCCAUGAACAGUUCGUGCUCGCCGCAGACGGCCUCCGGAGGCUUCGCGUCCAGCAUGGGCCUCGGCUCGGCCGCCGGGAUGGGCCCGAUGGGCAUGAACGGCAGCUGCAUGACCUCGUCCAUGUCGGCCGCCUACAACACCUCGAUGGGCAGCCCCGCGGCCAUGAACGGCGCCUGCAUGGCCUCCAUGGGCGGCUACCAGAGCGCCAUCAACUCGGCCUCGGCGUCCAUGGCCGCCGACACGGUGCCGCAGGGAGCGACGUCGCCCAACUCGGCGGCCGCCCUGCAAAGGGCGCGCGCCGACAAGACGUACCGCCGCAGCUACACGCACGCCAAGCCGCCCUACUCGUACAUCUCGCUCAUCACGAUGGCCAUCCAGAACUCGCCGACCAAAAUGCUGACCCUGAGCGAGAUCUACCAGUUCAUCAUGGACCUGUUCCCAUUCUACCGGCAGAACCAGCAGCGCUGGCAAAACUCGAUCCGCCACUCGCUCAGCUUCAACGACUGCUUCGUCAAGGUCCCUCGGACGCCGGACAAGCCCGGCAAAGGCUCCUUCUGGACGCUCCACCCCGACUCGGGCAACAUGUUCGAGAACGGCUGCUACCUGCGCCGCCAGAAACGCUUCAAGGACGAGAAGAAGGAGGCCGUGCGGCAGGUGCACAAGUCCACCGGCUCGGCGUCGUCCUCGGACUCGGGCAAGAAAACGCCCCACCACCACCCGGAGGAGCUCAAGGCCCUGGACAAGGAGCACCACCACCUGAUGAGUCUGCACCAGCCCAAGAUCGAGGCGUCGGACGCGAUGGCCAGCCUGAUGCACCAGCAGGACAUGCAGAACUGCCUGCAGUCGCCGGUGGCGCACCACCACCACCACCCCGGCCACGAGUCGGCCGAACUGGCCGCCAUGGUCAACCGGUGCCACCCGCACCUGACGGCCGAGCACCACCACAUGCUGCAGGCGGCCGCCGCCGCGGCCCACCUGAAGCAGGAGGCGUCGCCGUACGCCGUGGCCACGCACCCGUUCUCCAUCACGCGGCUGCUGCCCACCGAGAGCAAGUCGGACAUCAAGAUGACCUACGACAUGGCCGCGCAGUACGCGGCCGCUUCCGGCUACAACACCCUGAGUCCCAUUCCGAACGGCCAGGAGAGCAGCUACUACCAGAGUUCGCUGUACCACCCGCCGGCCAGCACCACCACCUUGUGACAGUACCCCCUUGCCUAGGAGCAGGUGGAGCAGCACCCUAGGCAGCACCAGCAGCCCAACGGCCCCUACGCGGCCGCGGCCGCCGCGUGCAAGUACAGGUCGAGCAAAGUGAGCAGAAACACUGCAGCCUUUCAGUGAAAUCAAGUUUAUAGUGUGCUAAAAUUUAAAAAAAAAAAUCGUCUCUCCCAAAUGAAAAUCUCUUGCGCGCCUUUGUGGACGCUUUCGUUCUCUUUUAAUCGUGGACUCGGAAAGUGGCAAAUCUCAUUUUGUAUUUGUACCAUGUGCAUACGAUAAUAUAUUAUUGUAAAAUUAAUACAUAUUUUUAUGUGCCAGACUGCAGCCGCUGCUGAUUCGUAAUUGUUAAUUGGGAGCGCGCGCGAAAUCGGCGGCCGACUCGAUCAUUCGUGAAUGGUGGUGAUUCUUUUUUUCUUGAUUAGAUAAUUGAGAGCGCGCGUUUUGUUUGUCUUAUUGGUGAGUCACUUACUAUCUCUCUCAUCCACUCUCGAAAAAAAAACAA